AGGAAGUCUCUCCGGAUUGCUCUGAUAUUUAAUCUGUGAACAAGACGAACAAAAGUUGCCUGAGUUGCCAUACAAUGUAGACCUCAUGAGUGCAAGAAAUGCGUUUUUGUUGCUGCUAAUGCUAAUUGUCAUCUUUGUGGCAGAAGGAAAGGAUGACACACCUCAAAGAUUCCUCCUCUACGACGUAAACCCAGGCGAGGGGUUCAAUCUGCGCAGAGAUGUGUACCUACGGAUGGCCGUCUUGGUCUCUCACCUGAACGCUCUUCAACCGUGGACUUUGGUUCUGCCUCCGUGGUCUUCUCCGUACCACUGGCGCUCCAACCAUUUGGAUCAAGAAAGAAUUCCCUGGUUUAAAUUUUUUGAUAUCCAAAGUCUGAAUAAGUUUGUUCCUGUCCUUGAGCUUCAUGACUUUCCGAAUAAAAAUAAACAUUGGAAAAUAGACGAGGUUAUCAUUUUGCAGCACUUUGACUUUCAGGAGAAUUCUCUUUGGGAAGAGAAAUUGGAAUAUGUCGAGUGCAACGAGUCAGAAAUUUAUUAUUGGAAGGAACAGGACAACAAGUGGAGAGGCAGAUUUUGGAAUUAUGCAAAUAUUUCAGCGUCGAGUGUCCGGUGCAUGGCGCUUCAGGGUCUGGCAACAACCCUUAUACCUUUCUUAAUUGAACAAAAAGCAAAAGCAAUAAUGCUGGACAGAGCUGAAGUUGCUCUGCACCACGCUUUCGGUGACGUCGAAUACUGGGCUGCUCGACGCAGUAUGCGAUUUGCAAGAAAUUUAGUCGAAGCGGCUCAUUUGUUUAGAAAAAGUCAUUUGAACUCCUCAAAUGAGAGUGACAACACUGUUAGACCCAACGAUUGGAAAUCGGAGGAACAACAGGUUGAUUUGAGUUUAAAUCGUGGAGGCCCAUACAUUGGAGUGCAUUUGAGAAGAAAAGACUUUGUGACUGGCAGAGCAAAAGAUGUUCCCAGCAUAAAUAGUGCAGCCAAACAAAUAGAAAAGUUGGCCAAGAAAUUUGAUGUAGGCAAAGUUUUUGUUGCUUCCGAUGGGACGGAUAAAGAAUUAAUCGAGCUUCGGAAGGCUUUAUCUCAUUUGAUGGUGCACCAAUUUCAACCAACAAAAGAGGAAGUUGAGUUGUAUUUAGAUGGUGGCGUUGCCAUAAUUGAGCAGAUCAUCUGUUCUCACGCGCGAGCAUUUAUCGGGACCUACGAAUCAACAUUUUCCUUCCGAAUACAGGAAGAACGGGAGAUCAUGGGGUUCCACCCAGACACAACUUUCCAACGAUUGUGCGGAGACGACGACGUUGCUUGCGAGCAGCCGUCCAGGUGGAGAAUUCAAUUUGAUUAAAACUUUCAUUUAAAAAUUUCAUUUAUUUUAAGCUUUUGUCAUUAAAAUUUACAAAAUACAUUUUGGCACUGCUAGUGAGAUUCUUUACUGACAAAAAUAAUAUGAAUUUAAUUAACGGAUCAGCCGAGCUCAAAAUAUCACUUGUGCUGGAAUACGUUGUACUUGAAACAAAUACCUUUCUCUUCUUGGAUACCCUCUGGAACAUCAGGGUCUUCGACUCUUUCGAAUUUUGUUUCAUCCAUUUCAGGGAAAAAGGUGUCACACUCAAAAUCGGCCAAAAUGUCGGUCAAGUAGACACGAUGGCAGGAGGUUGAGUUGAGAGCAGCCUAAAAAUAAAAUUAAAUCAAAUU
Molecule: messenger RNA, 1689 nt
Organism: Neocloeon triangulifer
Lineage: Eukaryota; Metazoa; Arthropoda; Insecta; Ephemeroptera; Baetidae
Product: GDP-fucose protein O-fucosyltransferase 2
Exons: 7
Coding region: 86-1339 (417 amino acids)
Biological process (GO): protein O-linked glycosylation via fucose
Molecular function (GO): peptide-O-fucosyltransferase activity
Source: RefSeq, a predicted model, not a curated record